AUGAACAUGUUGUCAUCUAUUGGUGUGAAUCCUUCCGGUUUCUCCAAACUUCUUUGCACCAGGUUUUACGCUCACAUCGUUCGACCUCAGCUUGAAUACGGUCUAGCUAUUAGUCGCUUCACGGCCUCUCAACUUCACGCUUUAGAGGAAGCUCAGAAUAAUUGCAUCAAGGAAAUCUACGGUGCUCGAGAUAAAGCGUCCAUUAAGGUUAUGCUCUACAUGUCCAGGCUACCCCUCAUGUCGGAACGAAUCAGUAUACUACAGGCACAGUUCCUCUUUCGUUCCUUAUAUUUGCCAGAAGAUGCACUGCUUGCUUGUCUGCUACCCUAUAUCCGCAAUACCAGAGGAAGCCAGUGGUACGCUCUCUCUCGUACAUCGCUUUGGAAAACGGUGCUGUCUACUACUGAAGAACCCAACACUCGCUCACUCAAGACUGCUAAACGACGCUUUCUGCAACAAAAUCUAGAGAUCCGCCAACAAUGCCAAAACUUCAAACUGCUUUCUAGCUGCCGUUGA
This is a messenger RNA of Rhizopus microsporus ATCC 52813, 516 nucleotides long. RefSeq lists its product as uncharacterized. The coding region runs from base 1 to 516 and encodes 171 amino acids. Lineage: Eukaryota; Fungi; Mucoromycota; Mucoromycetes; Mucorales; Rhizopodaceae. The record is from RefSeq and is a predicted model, not a curated record. The transcript has a single exon.